Molecule: messenger RNA, 15814 nt
Organism: Coregonus sp. 'balchen'
Lineage: Eukaryota; Metazoa; Chordata; Actinopteri; Salmoniformes; Salmonidae
Source: the annotation of a GenBank genome assembly
AAGGAAGGAAGGAAGGAAGGAAGGAAGGAAGGAAGGAAGGAAGGAAGGAAGGAAGGAAGGAAGGAAGGAAGGAAGGAAGGAAGGAAGGAAGGAAGGAAGGAAGGAAGGAAGGAAGGAAGGAAGGAAGGAGAGAGGGAGGGAAAAAAGGAAGGAAGGAAGGAGAGCGUGAUGGAGGGGCAUGAGUGCAGUGACUGUUUACAAUCAACAGGCCUUAUUAUUGGUAGUAUUCUGCCGGAGUUGUGUUUUAGCGGAGUGUGUGUUUGGAGUAUUCAGGAAGUGUGUUUUAGCAGUGUUUGUGUUUGGAGUAUUCAGGAGUUGUGUUUUAGUGGUGUGUGUGUUUGGAGCAUUCAGGAGUUGUGUUUUAGCGGUGUCUGUGUAUGGAGUUUUCAGGAGUUGUGUUUUGGUGUGUGUGUUUGGAGUAUUCAGGAGUUGUGCUUUAGUGGUGUAUGUGUUUGGAUUAUUCAGGAAGUGUGUUUAGCGGUGUGUGUUUGCGGUAUUCAGGAGUUGUGUUUUAGUGGUGUGUGUAUUUGGAGUAUUCAGGAGUUGUGUUUUAGUGGUGUGUGUUUGCGGAAUUCAGGAGUUGUGUUUUAUUGGUGUGUGUGUUUGGAGUAUUCAGGAGUUGUCUUUUAGCGGUGUGUGUUUGCAGUAUUGAGGAGUUGUGUUUUAGUGGUGUGUGUGUUUGGAGUAUUCAGGAGUUGUCUUUUAGUGGUGUGUGUGUUUGGAGUAUUAGGAGUUGUGUUUUAGUGGUGUGUGUGUUUGGAGUAUUCAAGAGUUGUGUUUUAGUGGUGUUUGUGUUUGGAGUAUUUAGGAGUUGUGUUUUAGUGGUUUGUGUGUUUGCGGUAUUGAGGAGUUGUGUUUUAGUGGUGUGUGUGCUUGGAGUAUUGUGAGGUGUAAACUAGGUUGGCACUAUGAACUCUGUUCCCUUCCUCUCUCUGUGGGCAUUUGUGCAAGUGUGAGUGUGUGGGUGAAUGAGAGAGAGAAAGUGUGUGUGUGUGUGCAGGGUAGGGUAGGGGGCAGGGUAUAGUAGAGGGCAGAGCAGACCCCAGGUCUCAGACAGCUCUCUGUGUUUCCUCUAUAAGGUCUGAUUCAGCUUGGUUAGAAAAAACACAGUACAGGAAUUUUACUAGAUAGCUCCAGUUGGUGGCUGAAUUUUUAGCUGAAACUGCUUUGCACAAACUCUGCUUGACAGAUCAGAAUGUUACAGUGCUCUGAAAACAUUACUGUCUGUACCAUACCUGUGAGCCAGAAGAUGGGCUUUUAGCCAGAUUGUUGUUGAAAAACUAAGUCUAUAUAGCAUAUUGAAAGCAGAAAGUCAGGUACCCAAGCUAACAUUCAACUACAACACAUAGAAACAUCAUUCUGGCACUAUGGGGAUACUAUACCAGCCCAAUGCCGUCAGUACAGAAUCUCUGUUUUCAGAGUCCUGGUGGAGAUGGAUAGAGCUCUCAGGGCCAGAGAGAGAGACAGAGAGUGUGUGUGUGUGUGUGUGUCUGUCUGUGUGUGUGUGUGUGUGUGUGUGUGUGUGUGUGUGUGUGUGUGUGUGUGUGUCUGUGUGUGUGCGCGUGCGUGUGACAGGGAGUCGGACAGUAAAUCAAGAAUAAAUCAGUAAAUCAGACAGUAAAUCACAACUGACUUUAAAUUAACAUUUAUAUCUUUAAUCAGAAGUAACUUCACAAACAAUUAUUAUUUAUUAUUUACGCUUUCAGGAAUUCCAGUGGCUUGACCCAUGCUAAUCCUUGUCAAAAAUCCAAUAGACAAAUAUCCCACACACUCCAAAUAAUAACAGAACACCAAAAGUAGUGUAACUGUUGACUUUUCUCUCUAUCUCAAUGAUCUCAUUUAUAUUCCUCAUGUCUGUGCAAUCACUUCAGAGUUGUCUUGGGCCAGAAACCAUGUGAGUCUGGUCUGUAGACCUCUCACUCUCCUCAACAUUAAACAGCUCUUAUGGACAGACUGGGUUUGAACAAUGGUCUCCUGUGGACCACAAGACUGUGUUAGCUUAUACAAGUCUUCAGGUCUCAGACAAGGUGACUAAUUACAUGAGUUUGGUUCACCGAACCACAAGGAGCCAUCUAAAACUCUUAGGGAAUAUGCCUAGUCCUGGACUACAAAUCACUUUCAAUGGAGAUUCUUAAUCUGUGUCCGGGAAACCGGCCCUUGGAGUUUUCUUGUAACCCGUUAAAUAAAUCCAGACAAUCCUAAUGAUUAUUCCGGUACACAUAAUUACCUCUGCUGUUCAGACAGUUGGUGACCUUUCACAAGACAGUAAAUGACAGUUAGUGAAUGUCUGGACAAAGGUCAGAGACUGCGACUUGGCCAUUAAACACUAAUGGUGUGAAUGGGAGUCAAUGGACGUGUGUGUUAUGGUAAUAGUCACUUCAAAGGUCCAUGAACUUUAACAGAACCAGUGUCUCUAUCCACUAAGUCCUCAGCUCCUCUCACAUCCAUUUCUCCCAGGACACUGCCCUUCUUAUCUGACUGACAGGUCAGAGGUCAGGGGUCAUAUCUAAUACUACUACACUGGACCAAUGAGAGAGCAUGUUGUCUUAGUGAUAACCCAGCUAGGUUUUACAGGUCUUCUGUGAGAGACUAUAAGGACUAUAAGGAGAUCUUAUAGAUGGUAGUAAAUCCCAUCUUUCUCUUUCAGACCAUCGUAAAUAUGAUUUGUCAAGACUAAUUAUAUUAACAAGACACAGAGGCACAGCAUGAACAAUAUAUCAACAUUUGGGUGCACUUUUAAAGAAUGUUUGUGAUACUACACUAUAUUUGUAUUCAGAAACAUAUUUUGCACUGCUCUCUCUCCUCUCUGUCUCUCUGUCACUCAGCUGUCUCUCUCUCUCAUUUCCUCUCCCUCUCUUUGGGAAAACACAUUACUGAACAAUGAAAAUCAUUUAUAUGACAUAUUUGUGGCUUGAUUCAUUAACAGUCUGUUGUUGAGUGUAGUGUUAGGACAGACUAAGAGAACCAUGCAGUCUGGUGUCACGUGAAAUAGCAUCACAACUCUCUAUAGAUCACCACCAUUAUAAACUACUAACAAUCACACUCAUCUGGUUGCAAUGAGAUGGAUAUUGGUAGGAGGUGAUUGUUGCAUCACUUGUACUGUUCCUGUUUUGUUUUACUGUCCACUGUCUAUCCUUGAGGGACUCUCCAGUGUUUUGGGUGGAGGUGGUUUGAGUCCAUCUCCUGCCUCCUGUAGCUUAAACACACUCAGGAAAGAACAAUGUUUAUGAAUUAAUGGAUGGAUGGAUGGAUGGAUGGAUGGAUGGAUGGAUGGAUGGAUGGAUGGAUGGAUGGAUGAAUGGAUGGAUGGAUGGACUAGAGAGGAGGCCUAGGAUGAAAGAUACAGUAUAUGUGAAUAAGAGAAUAAAUGCAGUGUGUGUGUUUGUGUGCAUGUUUGUGUUUGUUUAAGGAGGGUGUUUGUGUUUGAGGAUGGUAAGCAUGAAUAUCUAGUGAAUGUGUUUUGAAACCUUCCAAGCAAUCUGUUGUUAGAUUGAGCAGAAAUCAUCACUAGCCAAUCAACACCCACGGAACUGUUCCGAAUUAAACUAUAACUAACUCACCAACAUAACACAAACAGACCGAUAGCACAUUACAUUGAAGAUUCUCUGAAGGGGUUGGCACUCAUAUUGUAUGUUACAAAGCUGCUGGUUUAUAUGACUGAAUGAGAAGAUGCAGUCUAAUUUAUUACUCCAUGUAGUUGAUUAACUCUGGGCCCAAGCCAGGAGGGUGUGUCUCUAGAGACUUCAGCUCUCAUUGUGAGAGAGAGAGGGGUAGAGUGAGUAGAAGUAGCCCAAAGGCCAGCAGAUGGCAAUGUUGAGUCGUUUCAUCCUAUCGUCAUUUUAGCUGGCUAUACACUCAUAUCCUCCUGCACCAGGUUGUACAUAAAACAUUCUCUGUUCAGGCUGAAAAGGCAUGUUGCGUAUCUCAUUCGGCCAAUCAGGUAGCAGCAGUCUGUUUUUUCACCCCUGGUCUGAUUGGCUGAAUGCCUUACCCAACAUCCAGGACUAGCAUUAGCCACUGUAUGGUGGUUGAAAAUUGUGUUUCAUAAAGAAGGUAUGCAUAUUUCCCCUGUUUUUCCCCCACCCUUCUCACCAUUAAAUGACAUUAAGGAGGAAAUCAAUGCCCUUGCAGCCUGAAUGGAGAAUGUUUUAUGUAUGAACUGGUCCAGGGAGAAUAAGAGUGUAAAGCCGGCUGCAUACAUGCCCUUUGGACAGUAUGAUGAAAUGACUCAAUAUCGCCAUCUGCCAGUUUUUGGGCUAGGGUAGAAGGGAGCAGAGAGUAGGAGGGAAAUUCACAAACCACUAAAUCAAUAAUGUUGCCACAUCUUGUGCAAUAAUGGAUUAUAGCUUGAAUUAUUGGCUCAGAAAAAGUAUUAUGUGUGAAAAGUACAUCUAAUGUGUAGCUUAGACUACUUAGGCUUACCUGGUUAAAUAAAGGUUAAAUAAAAAAAAUAAAAAAAAUAUUCCAUAGCUACAUUUCUCACAGUAAAUGUACAUAGACCACAGCUCUGCUUUCUGUGGAAUUUCGAAAACUCAAUAACCACCCCUAUACUGUUAAAUUCGUUCCAUCACACUUUUAGAAAACAUCACCCGCCUCUGCAAGACUCACCUAUGCAGCUCAGAGUGUUCCAGAAAUGGGACGUGGAACCAGGGGCGGUGUGUUCAUUAGGGCGAUAUGGGCGACGCACUGCCAAACGGGAAAAGGAAGGGAUUUUUUUUCUAAUCAAUUAUAUCACGGCAACAGUAGUUCAGUGUUCUAAUCUAGACGUCUGAUCUGCCACUAAAUGUCCAAUCAGGCUAAAGUCGUGCUUCAAAUGUCCCCGCCCGUUUUGGGGCGAUUUCAGUCAGGUUGAAAAUCGCCCAGAAGUCUCUCAUAGCCUCUAAUGUAAAAUAUUUUUUUUUUCAAAUAUCAGAGCUUUCAAUACAAUCUCUAUGGGUUUCUGAGGGCUUGCACUUACGCGCUUUCGUCAUACGUAACGUAACAUAACCAUGAACGUAACUAAGAAACUACUCUUUCACCCUGAAGGCGGCACGGCAGACAGCACCGCUUGGACAGCGACUGGUGUAACCGACAUGCACCAUCUUUCAGAAAAGAUUAAGAAAAAUGAGCUGUCAAAGACCCACAUGGAUAGCUGUUUGAGAUUGUCUGCUUUGGGGAGAGUGAAUAUUGCCACUCAACUGGAUGAGGGAUACAGGCUAGCUGUCCGCCGCCACAACGAUGAGGUUAGCAACAGCAGAGUCGUGAACACUGUCUACGAGAAUCGAGACGACCUCAUAGAAUGUUUUGAAGCCAUCCGGACGGGUUCAUUGGGUUCAUUUGACCAGCCCACGGUGAGAGAGGCAUCUGGCUACGUGAGGAUACUACAUGAUGAAGAUUUAAUUUUUUUCCUGCGGCUUUUUCACAAAAUCAUGCCCCACGUCGACAUUCUGUACCAGAAGCUACAGAAGAAGGACAUCGAUGCUGUCUUUAUCAAACGUGCCCUCGACAGCUUCACAAGCAGUGUGCAGGCCAUAAGGUAAGAUUAAACAAUAUCAUUCGAUCUUUCUCAAAGCAGAGCUUUAUUUGAAAAUGUAUGCAUGAAAGGAGACUGCAUUUGUGUUUGAAAUUACAUUAUUCUCAUUAUAUAUGGCCAGUGGUGUAAUCUAUCUUAUUUUAUAUACUAUGUGUACUGUACAGUGGUGCUCAUAAGUGUAUGAACACAUUCUAAAGUUGACUAAAAAGAGGAAUAAAAAAAUAAAAAAAUCAUCUUUUGGAAAUUGAUCUUAAUGACUUAAUUAAAAAAGUUGGAAAAUCCAACCUUUAAGGACACCAAUUUUCUUUUCUUUUUUAUUCCUCUUUUUAGUCAACUUUAGCAUGGGAUCAUAAGCUUAUGAGCACCACUGUAUACUGUGCUGAACAUCCAGGCUAUGUGAGACACAAAGGCUAACUUAAACACUAAAGACUUUAUGCAUCCCUGCCCAUUUUAAGUGGAACUGAAGUAUUUGUACUAUACAUGGAUACAUUGCAUAUACCUGUGCAUCACAUAGACAACAAUACUGUACAAAGCCAACAAACACAUUGGUCUGUUUGCCUUCAGGGACUCCUCUCAACAGCAGCUGCAAGAAGCAACAGGAGCCAAAAGACCCAGAACAGCUUUGAGAGAAGAGGAGAAGCAGAGGCUGUCUGAAGAGGUCUGCAACACCAUCCUGGAUCACACCAAAGAAAGGUUCUCUUUCUCUGGCCACCUUGUGAGUGCUACCUUACUGCAAGCAGACAUGUUUGAAAGGUACUGCCAUUCAAAAAAAUAAAAAAUCUGUUCAUGUUCAUUUUUACAAAUCUAUACAAUUGGCCAGAAUAUGGUUGUUCAUAUUUACAAAUCUAUACAAUUGGCCAGAAUAUGGUUGUUCAUUUUUACAAAGCCAUACAGAUAGCUGUGUUUACCUUUUCUAGAAAUUACUUUCAAAUUCUGUUUUCAGGCAAAAUGUCUAUCACUGUUCAUUUUCACAAAUCUAUACAAGAGGGCAGAAUAUGGAAGUCUAUAAAAAUUUCUUAUUACCAAUAACUUGCAUCAAUGUUUUCAGUAGCCUCUAUCAAAAGCUCCUGCUUGCUUGUUGUGAAUUAUGCUCAGGUGCACAUAUUUCCAAUUCAACCAUGAGGCAAAAAAUGUGGUAAAAGCUCUUGUUGAUCCUGCAAUCUGAACAAAUACCAAGAUGCUGUAUUUUCAGCUGAUAUUUCAUUUGUUUAUGGAAAUGCAUAUUGUUUAUGCAGUGUUGAGGAAUGUGAAAGAACACCCUUGAUUAUUUUUACUGUGAUAACUUAUUUUGCUUUUGUAAGCCAACACUUUUGAGAUCAGUCAAUAAAUGCUUCUGGUAUUGACUUAUAUGCUGCCCCUGUCUUCAUGUUGUUGCUGGACAUAUCUUUUUAAAAAUGUGUGUAGGUCACCUAAAUCAUCAGAAAAAUUGCCCCCCCUGAGAAUUUUUUCAGGAGCCGCCACUGCGUGGAACCUAGCAGCAGCUGUCCCCUAAAGCCAAGGAAGACGGCUACACUGCCACACCUGAAAUAGCCCACUAUAGCCCGCUACUCUCACAAGAGACGCUUGUUUGACCAGCAGCAGUAACAGGAAAACUUAGAGAGAGUGCUUUUUCUCGUGUCCAUAUCUUGUUGCUUCGCCAGUGACUUGGUUACCCCAGCGCGCGCCGAGUUGCAAGGUGCGCUCAUUCUCAACUAGUCACUUUGAAAAUCACCUCGUCGCACGGCUGGAACCACUAGGUAACAACACUUUCUAAAUACACUUCUCUUUGUCUACUGUUUCGGAAUGUUACAUUUAGUGCAAUAACAUAUUAUUAUGGAAUAUUUGGUAGCCUUUUAGUGCUGGUAGCUUGUACAGAUUUCGUAUAAGUCAAAACAACAACUGUGACAAAUCCAGUUCAGAUACAAUGAUAACUGCACUCAUUUGAUAGUUUUUUAACAUUCCAUACCAUACAGACUAAUAAGGAAAAGGAGAACACUUUAGUCCACCUUGAUUAAAAAAUACCUGGCUAACUUUCUAAGUGAUUUAUAGGAGGUUGUAGGAAAUGACACAAAAAUGAUGUUAUAUCCCAGAUAUUCUCAUUACAUUGAUCUUUCAGUGGUGGCAGUACAUGUCAGGUUAAUUCCUACAUAUGCGUGGUGUAUAGUGUUGACAUCUGUCUCUGUCUUUGUUGUCUCUGUCUCUGAGUGCUGUUCUUUCCCCAUGUCUCUCUCUGAGGCUGAGAGGAAUGGGACUGUUCUUUCCCCAUGUCUCUCUGAGGCUGAGAGGAAUGGGACUGUUCUUUCCCCCAUGUCUCUCUGAGGCUGAGAGGAACGGGACUGUUCUUUCCCCAUGUCUCUCUCUGAGGCUGAGAGGAAUGGGACUGUUCUUUCCCCAUGUCUCUCUCUGAGGCUGAGAGGAACGGGACUGUUCUUUCCCCAUGUCUCUCUCUGAGGCUGAGAGGAAUGGGACUGUUCUUUCCCCAUGUCUCUCUGAGGCUGAGAGGAAUGGGACUGUUCUUUCCCCAUGUCUCUCUCUGAGGCUGAGAGGAAUGGGAGAUGGUGGUGGGAAGGAUGAUUGAUGAACCAAUUAUACUGAACAAAAAUAUAAACGCAACAUGCAACAAUUUCAAAGAUUUUACUGAGUUACAGUUCACAUGAGGAAAUCAGACAAUUGAAAUAAAUAAAUUAGGCCCUAAUCUAUGGAUUUCACAUGACUGGGAAUACAGAUAUGCAUCUGUUGAUCACAGAUAUCUUUAACAAAUGGGCCUCGAAAUAGGCCUUAGGAUUUCGUCACAGUAUUUUUGUGCAUUCAAAAUGCCAUCGAUAAAAUGCAAUUGUGUUCAUUGUCCGUAGCUUAUGCCGGGCCAUACCAUAACCCCACCGCCACCAUGGGGCCCUCUGUUCAUGACGUUGACAUCAGCAAACUGCUCGCCAUACACAUGGUCUGCGGUUGUGAGGCAGGUUGGACGUACUACCAAAUUCUCUAAAACGACAUUAGAGACAGCUUAUGAUAGAGAAAUUAACAUUGAAUUAUCUGGCAACAGCUCUGGUAAACAUUCCUGCAGUCAGCAUGCCAAUUGCAUGCUCCCUCAAAACUUGAGACAUCUGUGGCAUUGUGUUGUGUGACAAAACUGCACCUUUUAGAGUGGCCUUUUAUUGUUCCCAGCACAAAGUGCACCUUUGUAAUGAUCAUAUUGUUUAAUCAGCUUGGAUGGAUUAUCUUGGCAAAUGGGAAAUGCUCACUAACAAGGAUGUAAACAAAUUUGUGCACAACAUUUGAGAGAAAAAAGCUUUUUGUGCAUAUAGAACAUUUCUGGAAUUUAUUUCAGCUCAUGAAACAUGGGACCAAGACUUUACAUGUUGCAUUUAUAUUUUUGUUCAGUAUAAAUUAUUGAAUAGAAUAGUUGAGAGAUGGUUAUUAGAAUUAAAGAAAUAUAGCUUCCUGCAUUUUGGGUUCAAUCACCAUAAUGUGUAGUGAGAUGGAAUGGGACAGUAUCAAAACAACAACCAGUGUCUCAUGCUAGUGUGAGUGGAUAUCAGAUAAAGGCUUGUUGUGUGGGUUAUAAACUGAGGUUGUGUGACUGAAUACAUGGUUCUGUUUCUCCAUAUGGAGUUGCUCAAUUAAUAAUGCAUUCUAUAUUUACCCUGUGAAUAGAGGAUUCUGUUGUGCCGAGCGAGGCAGGGAAUUCACCAUCCAACAUUCCAAUGCAGGAUGUAGAUGUUCCCUAGGACGUGUAUGUGUGUGUGUGUUCCACAGGAUGUGUUUUAGCAACAGCUGGGGGAAGAACAAAACUUUUACAAUUUUUCCUUGGUGGGGAAUCAAGAACACGAAUCAAGGACCAUUUGUUGUUCAGCUUCAACAUGUCUGUCAGCAAUGUUUUAGUAGUAAACUAUUGUUCCAUUGAUAGAGCAAAUGAACCUGAUUAAAAUAUGCUUUAUUAUAACAUUAUUAUAAUAACCUAAUCGUAAUACUGUCAUCUAUUGAUUAAAAGUAACAAAGUUGUGGCUUAAACUUUUGUAAUCAAUUAUCAGAAGUAAUUGUUUCUCUGACAUCACAUCUUCAGGAAUCUUUUGAUUGACAGUUGGAUUAGAGCAACAUAAAUCUGUUAUUUAGAUAAGAUUAUAUCAGAUAGUAAUCUCUGUUAGUGUAAUGACAGUGGACAGUGGGACAUGCCAUUAGUGAGUAGUCAUAUGGGUCUCAAGGAAUUGACCCCUAGCAUGUUCCCAUUCUGCAGUGAGCCACGUUGAACAUUGAACUCUGACCUCAGACCCGUUUCCUGGCAGUGUCCCCAUGGGGGGUAUAGUAUGUGUGUAUGUAGCGGUAAGGAGAGGAGGAUAGGGGUGAGGGUUAAGAAUGAGGUGAGGAGGAUAGAGGUGAGGGUUACGGAUGGGGUGAGGUGAGGUGAGGCUAGGGGUCAGGACUGGUAAUAGAGCGAGAUGGAGAAGAGUGGUUGAUGACCUCUGCUCCCUGAGGAGUGAUGUGCCUAAGUAGGGAAGUACAAUGUGUUCCGUGUGGCUCAGUUGGUAGAGCCUGGCAUUGGUGGGGGACCAGUAUGAAAAAGUAUGCACUCACUACUUUAAGUCCCUCUGGAUAAGAGUGUCUGCUAUAUUACUAACAUGUAAAAUGGUGAGUGAAUUUAAGCUUUCUGAAGUGUGUUCUAUACUGAAGGCCAUUUGUAGGAUCCACAGUGGUAUGAGAGUGAUGUCUGCAGAUAAACUAAUGUGUGUGUACCUGUUUGAACCCACCACUGUCACCGCGGGGGGAAAUAUAUCCGUUGUGCAAUGAGCUUCUGACUGCUAUGCUUGUGAGGCUGGAUAUUUAAGGAACCAGCCCUGCAUUCAAACAGAUACCCCACCCAGAAAUAAAUACAGAAAUACCCCACCCAGAAAUAAAUACAGAAAUACCUCACCCAGAAAUAAAUACAGAAAUACCCCACCCAGAAAUAAAUACAGAAAUACCUCACCCAGAAAUAAAUACAGAAAUACCUCACCCAGAAAUAAAUACAGAAAUACCUCACUGCCGGUCUCACGGUAAUUGACUGUUAAUUAACAUAAACACAUUUAGCAUCUCCUGGCUUCCACGCAUAGCUUACACUGAUGCAGACAUUUGGAACAUCUAAUAAAUCCAUGUAAUAUAGCCUACACCAUCACAAUAAAUCCAUUAUUUAUUUUAGACAGGUCUAAAGAAACAUGAUAUGAAGAAAAUGUAGUCUAGUUCAGAUUAACAGAAUAGCAUACUCUGAGUGGUUCUUAUGUUAGGUCCUGAUGUGGCUAUGCCAAAUGGCUGUGGGCUACACUAGUUAAUUUAGCGGACAAGAUUUGCUUAGAAUUCCGUGGAAUUAUUUUAUAUUAUUUUAUAGUAUGACGAAUACAAUUGAACAAAGCUGAAUAAAAUAGAAAGGAUAUUUUCUCCAAACGAUUUGAGGCAGUGCGCACAUGCGGCUAUUCUGUGUUGAGCGGUUAACAAAGAAACAAGUACUCCUAUAUGCUUAAUUUAGAGUUAUUUAUGUAACUUUGUGAUACAAGUGUUGGAUAUAUGUUUUGAUUUUUAAUACAUUCUAAGGCUGCAUGAUGCGACUCUAAUGAUGAUUUGAAAAAAGUUGCAUGAAAGGCCUGAGCUCUGCUUUGUUUUUUUGCGCAGGCUGUACACAUUUCAUCAGUCUCUCAUUCAGAAUUUGACAAGCACUUGAUAAUGCCUCGAAUUUCCCGGCUGCAUCCCCUUUGUGUGGCCGUAAUGCCCCCUAAAAAAAAACAUGCCUUUUGUGGCCAGCAGCUGCUGUGCCCUUGGGCUGAAUAUAAUAAUUAUAAUUCCCUUCUCCCAGCUGCGUGCCAAAGCACCUCUCACUCACAUGGCUCACUGUCACGUGAUCGGGUCUUUCUCACAGGCUACAAGUGAAGCAGACACAACUGUGCGAAUCCUUAUCCAAUUCUGAGGCACAUAUUGAAGAUAUUGGAAGAACUGUCCACAUUUACUUUUCAUCAGCCAACAAGAUGAGUAGGCCUAACAAACAGCAAAAGCACUAGCCUAUGUCAAUCUACUAUCCCCCAUAGUACAAAAGUCGACCUAUUCUAUUCUGUGCGAGAAAUAUUCCAAACACAGUCUGGGACAGUUGUGGGAUGCGAUAGAUCCCAAAUUAAUACAACCACAAGCAUAAAAAAACCUGUUUUAAGCAUUGAGCCUGAUGCAACAGAUGAGAACUUUUAGCUUAAAAUGUUGAUAAACUAUUAGGCUAUUUCUUCACAUUAUAAGCGCAGCAAUGGGCAGUAGGGUAUAAGCGCGAAUGUUCCAUUAGCAGGAAAACACCAUUCUCAAAAGUGACCACAAAUAUGAUUAUGCAUGUAAUGCAUUUAUUAUAAAGGUGCAUUUUUGUGGUGAAAAUUAUCUUCCCCAAACUUGAAACUCAAGCGCUGCGUAUGUAUGCCAGUUAGGCUCUACACCCGUUGUAAAGUGGAUUAAUGUGCUUCAUUUUAAGAAGCUAUUUGGCCACUUUAGUUGUGAAACAAACCUUAUCAAAACAUAUCGGCCUAUGGGCUAGGCUACAUGAGGUGUGCGACUAUGAUUUGAAAAAGUUGCAAAAAUAAGCAUGUGCUGUUUCUUCCCUUAAACUGGGCAUCAUUCACCAGUGAUAAUAUAUAAUUUACUAGUGAUAGGCUAAUAUUGUCACCCAUCACAUGAUUCUUGAUUUAAUCUUGUGUUUACAUAUACUAAAUAAUAUAUGUGUGAAAUUUGUGUUGAUUUAGAAUGGACCAUUAUCAUGCACUUGUCUCGAAAUAGGGGCAGCUGAAAAAAAUACAUGUAAUCUAUGCAUUUAAAUAGCUAAUGGAGGACACUUUUCCCAUGGUUCCUUUUCAUGCCAGACAGUUAGGCUAUACUCCUGUUGUAAAGAGAAGCAAUGUGCUUAAUAUUAGGAAAGUUGAGAAAUAAAUAUAGUAGGCCUAGCCUAUAGAAAGCUGAUGGGAUCCUCCUAUUUUUAAUAGAGGCCAUCACUCAGUUUUUUCACGCAAUUGCGUAUCCAAUAAAAAUGUUGUGCAACAUCAGCUCAUGAUGGGCUCUUAUGAAGUGUUUGAUUAGAUUUUUGAUAAUUGAUGUCAGAGUGAUUAGAGGGACAAUAGAGUGCAGAGUACCAGGCAGUUAGCAAGUUUGGUAGGCUACUAAUGACCAUCAUCAGCAUCAGAGCUUGGAGAAGCCUAAUUACCAUGACUAAACGGUCACGUUGAAUUCGACUGCCUUCAUGACUCGUGACCGCCUUCAUGACUCGUGACCGCCGGUGUGGCAGGAAUACAGUCAUGGUAACAGCCCUACUCUGACAUACACUGAGAAUAGAAAGAUUCAUCCUUUCACCUGGAUUCACCUGCCCAGUCUGUGUCAUGGAAAGAGCAUGUUUUGUACACUCAGUGUAUAUCCCUGUGCUGAUCAUGGGACAGACAGUGAAAGAGGUCAUAUGUUGUCCUGUGCUUAUGCUUAGUGUUGAAAACCAAUUGAUACCAAAAAGUUGUUGUUGUGUCCAGGCCCGUGCCAGCCCAAUCCAUGCCACAAUGGGGGUGUGUGUGAGACCACUGAUGCCCAACGAGGUGAUGUCUUCCUGGGGUAUCACUGUGACUGCUCUCCUGGCUACUCUGGAGGCCACUGCCAACACAGUAAGUACACACACACACACACACACACAUCACCCAAACACACACACACACACACACACACACACACACACACACACACACACACACACACACACACACACACACACACACACACACACACACACACACACACACACACACACACACACACACACACACACACACACACACACACACACACACACACACACACACUAACCCGGGGGUCAGUUUGUCUAGCGGCUGAGGCCUAAUAUGCCCCCCCAGGCUGGUGGGAGUGGCCUAAUCUGGCCAUUCUUAAUGAGGUCACUCAGUGGGGGUCACUCUAAUGAUGUAGUACACAUGUCCUCACGCUUUCAUGGGUACAAUGAGUUAUGACAGCUCACACGCUGUGUCAACACACCAUAAAUAGAAAUAGCUGUAUGGAAUAAUGACAGUCCCAUAAAUGUAUGUAACAGUUUUUCCUGGUUGGUGUUUGUGUUCCAGAUGUGAAUGAGUGUGAGAGCGGGCUGUGCAGGAACGGAGGUGUGUGUACAGACCUGGAGGCCAACAACUCAUGUGUGUGUCCUGUAGAAUAUGCAGGAAGAAACUGCCAGCACAGUGAAUGUGAACUUGUAUAAUGUUUUAUGUGAGUCAUCACAGGAUAAAUAUUAUAAGACUGGUCUUGAGGUUCAAUGCUUACAUGGACACAUUAUCAAAUUAGGUAUCUUGCUGUUUUCCAUUUGAGUGUGCCUCUGUGUGUGUGUGUGUUAGCUAUUUAAGCCCUCUGUGCUGUCCUGGUGUCGCGUCACUAACAAUGUUGUCACGUCCUGGUACUAGGGCCUCUCUGCUCUCCAUCAGAGCCAGCCAGAGGAGCCUGUUUUGUGGGGGAGAAUGAACGAGACGGACCCCUUGGACCCCCAUCCUCCACAGGGACCAAGGACACACACAGACCCCAGCACCACUCCCCUACUAUACACUCUCCUCCAGGACCAGAUGUCUCUCCACUCACUCUCCUCCAGGACCAGAUGUCUCUCUACUCACUCUCCUCCAGGACCAGAUGUCUCUCCACUCACUCUCCUCCAGGACCAGAUGUCUCUCCACUCACUCUCCUCCAGGACCAGAUGUCUCUCCACUCACUCUCCUCCAGGACCAGAUGUCUCUCCACUCACACUCCUCCAGGACCAGAUGUCUCUCCUCUCCACUCACUCUCCUCCAGGACCAGAUGUCUCUCCACUCACUCUCCUCCAGGACCAGAUGUCUCUCCACUCACUCUCCUCCAGGACCAGAUGUCUCUCCACUCACUCUCCUCCAGGACCAGAUGUCUCUCCACUCACUCUCCUCCAGGACCAGAUGUCUCUCCACUCACUCUCCUCCAGGACCAGAUGUCUCUCCACUCACUCUCCUCCAGGACCAGAUGUCUCUCCACUCACUCUCCUCCAGGACCAGAUGUCUCUCCACUCACACUCCUCCAGGACCAGAUGUCUCUCCACUCACACUGCUCCAGGACCAGAUGUCUCUCCACUCACACUGCUCCAGGACCAGAUGUCUCUCCACUCACACUGCUCCAGGACCAGAUGUCUCUCCACUCACACUCCUCCAGGACCAGAUGUCUCUCCACUGACACUCACACAGGAGCUGUGAAGAAAGAGAGGAGAGCUGGUAGGAUGUGGAGGAUGUUUUUGUCAUUUUGAAGCUGAAGUCUCAGCCAGUGAGAGUGAAGAUGUUGGACUGAUGAAUGGAAGUAUGGAGGAAGAAAGAGAAGAACAAAAGGAUGGACUGACUAAUAGAAGUAAAGAAUAAAAAAUACAUGAUGUAGAGCUCAACAGAGAAGAUUACUCAGUUUUAACAGUAGAGACGCUGACUGGCGUCAGUAGAAAUGUUGCUCCCCAUCAGAGCCAGCCAGAGGAGCCUGUUUGUGGGGGAGAAUGAACCAGAACAGAGAAGAUGACUGAGUUUUAACAGUAGAGACGCUAUCUGGUGGAUCUCAGAGUGAGACAGUUAAUGACUGCAUAUGAGAUACCUAUCUCCAUGAUGGGACAGACCUGGAACAUUGGGUUCAUCUGGACCUGGGAACUAUCCAGUGCAGGACUGAUGUUGUCCUUCAGAGCAAGGAACACUGGCCAACACCUUCCCUCCACCAAUCGAAGCGCAGUACAUACGUGUUUACCCACAAGUCUGCAGGGGCCACUGUACUCUGCGCAUAUAGCUUAUAGACUGUGAGCUCACAGGUCAGUGACAUCAUCACCUGAAGACACCUUUUUACAUAUGCUUCAUCAGACCAUGGUCAAAUGUUAAACCUUCCAAAACAGGAAUACAUUGUAAUAAGAUAAGUAUGUCAUGACUGUGUUGUGACACAAAAGUUCAGUUCUCUCUCUUUCUCUCCUCUCUCCUCUCUCUUUCUUUUUCUCUCUCUCUCUCUUUCUCUCCUCUCUCCUCUCUCUUUCUUUUUCUCUCUCUCUCUCUCUCUCUCUCUCUCUCUCUCUCUCUCUCUCUCUCUCUCUCUCUCUCUCUCUCUCUCCUCUCUCUCCCUCCUCCUCUCUCUGUCCUUUCUCUCUCUCUCUCCCUCUCUCAUGUAGACCUAUUGGUUCCCACUAAAGUAACAGGUAUAGUGACUCAGGGAGCUAAGGACUUUGGCCGUGUCCAGUUUGUACUCUCCUAUAAACUGGCCUACAUCAAUGAUGGACUGAGGUGGACUAUGUACCCAGAGGAAGCACACCACAAGGAC